Molecule: messenger RNA, 519 nt
Organism: Cygnus atratus (black swan)
Lineage: Eukaryota; Metazoa; Chordata; Aves; Anseriformes; Anatidae
Gene: SMIM29
Product: small integral membrane protein 29
Exons: 5
Coding region: 57-386 (109 amino acids)
Source: RefSeq, a predicted model, not a curated record
GGUUCCGGGUGCGGGCGGCGCGCGCAGCAGCCCCCCCCCGCGCCCCCAGCCCAGCCAUGAGCGGCAACGCGACGGCUCCCAGCGCUCCCAGCGCUCCCAGCACGGGCGACUCGCUGGUGGGCUCCGUGCUGGGCCCCUUCGUCUUCCUCACCCUCCUGGGCGCCGUCGUGGCCGCGGUGAUGUACGUCCAGAAGAAGCGGAGCACCCCGUCCCCGCUGAGCGCCCGUCCCCGCGCCAGGGCGGAGCGGCUGCGGCACCGCCUGCUGCCCAUGUACAGCUACGACCCCGCCGAGGAGCUGCACGAGGCCGAGCAGGAGCUGCUGGUGGAGGCCGACGACCCCCGGGUGGUGCCCGGCUUGGGGGGCCGCGGGCAGUGGAAGGCCUGAUGCUGCCCACGGGGCGGGGGCCGGAUCCUGCCGCCCCCCCGCCCCCCAACGCUGGAGGCACCGGAGGACGGCGUCGGCAUCAGCGGCAGCAGGGGCGAUGCCGGGGGGGGGGGGGCGUCUCCCGCCUUCACGC